Helobdella robusta is the source of this 1423-nucleotide messenger RNA. RefSeq lists its product as hypothetical. Gene Ontology annotation, molecular function: glucokinase activity; D-glucose binding; mannokinase activity. Lineage: Eukaryota; Metazoa; Annelida; Clitellata; Rhynchobdellida; Glossiphoniidae. The transcript has 11 exons. Bases 86 to 1423 code for a protein of 445 amino acids. Gene Ontology annotation, cellular component: mitochondrion; cytosol. Gene Ontology annotation, biological process: intracellular glucose homeostasis; glucose 6-phosphate metabolic process; glycolytic process. The record is from RefSeq and is a predicted model, not a curated record.
UAAACUCAACCCGUCCGGGUCGCGGACUUGAUUGAUUGAUUAUUUUACGGAAUUAUUAUUUGGUUAAAUUUGAUUCGAUCCAAAUAUGGAAGACCUAUUGAAGUCGUAUGUAUUAAGUCAGGAAACGUACUAUCAGAUCAGAGAUACAAUAUCACAAGAAUUAUCAUUGGGGUUAUCCAAGAGUUGUGAGAGGUCAUCUAUAAAAAUGUUGAUUUCCUACGUCCAGAACUUGCCGACAGGGCGAGAAAUAGGAGAAUUCUUAGCACUUGAUCUUGGGGGAUCGAACUUUCGCGUGUUGCUCAUUCAUUUAAAUGGAUCACCAAGUGCUUUUAGAAUGGAAAGUAAAAUUUAUCCAUUGACUGACAGCAUCAAAGCUAGUGUGGCUGUGGAGCUGUUUGAUUACAUAGUCGACUGUGUAGAUGAUUUCUUGAAAACUGUAAAAAUCAGUCACUACCCUGUACCAUUGGGCUUCACAUUCUCAUUUCCCGUCAUCCAAAGUGGUCUUGCAUCCGGAAGGUUAGUUCAGUGGACAAAGGAGAUAACAUGUGAUGGUGUCGUUGGUGAAGAUGUUGUCAGACUGUUGCAUGAAGCAAUUCAGAGGAAAAAAACACUACAAGUAGAAUGUGUAGCACUUGUUAAUGACACUGUUGGUUGUUUGAUGUCCUGUGCAUAUGAAGAUAUUCAGACUUACAUGGCUGUUAUUAUUGGAACUGGUUCCAAUGCGAGUUAUGUUGAAAAAGUGAGAAACAUUGAAAAGUGGCAACCUGAUGCUGAUGAAACAUCUGACGAGAUGAUAAUCAACACAGAGUGGGGUGGUCUGGGGGACAAUGGGUGCAUUGAUUUCGCCAGAGGACCUGCUGAUUACAUAAUUGACGAUCGCUCACUUGAUAAACGUCGACAAAUUUUUGAGAAGAUGAUAUCAGGAAGAUAUCUCGGUGAAGUAGCUCGUUUAGUUUUGUUGGAGGCUGUCAAGGCCAAUCUGCUCUUUCACCAGCCAGGCAGAUUGGUUGAGGCUUUCACAAAGGAGUACGGAUUUCUCACCAAAUAUCUUUCUGAAAUUGAAAGUGACACAGGUAAGACUCAUUCAAAGACUCGUCGCAUAUUAACGGAGCUAGGCGUGAAAGACUUAACAUAUGAUGAAUGUUCCUUGGUGUACAAAAUCUGCAGAGUCAUCUCCAAAAGAUCAGCCUAUCUCUGUGCUGCAGGGAUAGCAGCGGUGUUGAACAACAUGAACAGACCCGAGGUUACGAUCGGUGUAGAUGGAAGUUUGGUCAGGUGUCAUCCAACAUUCCUCGACCACAUGCUUCAGUUCACUAAGAAACUCAUCAAUCCAGGGAUCAAUAUAAAAAUGCGUUUAAGUGAAGAUGGAAGCGGCAAAGGGGCUGCCCUGAUUGCUGCUGUGUCCAUAAGAAAGAUGCAUUGA